Messenger RNA from Zootermopsis nevadensis, 8576 nucleotides. Lineage: Eukaryota; Metazoa; Arthropoda; Insecta; Blattodea; Termopsidae. The record is from RefSeq and is a predicted model, not a curated record.
UCGUGAAAGUAGUACACAAAAAUCUUGGAUACUGCUCAAGAUCUUGGAAUCCUGGUCUAGUCUAUCAUGUUCUUGUAUCUACCACUGUUUCGUCAGUCAAGACUGAACGAAAAAGUUUGUGAAAUGUGAAGUGGGGGUCCUGAUUUGAGUGUGUGAACUGGCUUACUCUUCUGAGAAGUGUGGAGAAAGUUCUGUUGCCACCAUUGUUCGUUGUUGUGUUACUGUUUAAACCAGGGCAUUGCUACUGACAGUUGUCUACUAUCUCAGUUGUGGUCGAAGUCACACAUGUCCUAUAGAAUUGGGUAGUAGUGGCAUUUCCUUUUAAUGGUUAUGUCGCCAUGGCACGAUUGUGAGGAUCUCGUUUGGAACAACUGUAAAGUGAAGGUGUGCUCUUGUGCGCAUGCUACCCAUACAACGUAUAUUGUUGUAAAUAUUAAAUUUUAUCCAAAUCCGGCGGCGAUAAGUAGGUCACGGGCAGACGCGUAAAGAACGCCUGCGCAUGGUGUUGACCGAUCGAUUGACCGACCGCGCGCGUCGGGCCGGCUAGCAGCUCGGUCUCAGUGCGGUCCUGGUCUUGGUGCUAUCUGGACCACCUGCUAUUGCUGCUGCUGCAGCUGCAGAUGAGUGUCCUGAUAGUGACGACGACGUGAUCACAGACUACCUGGUGCAGUGUGAAGGGACAGGGCCCCCCAUGGCAAACAAGCAUGGGGGCCCUGGGCCCCUGGUCCCCACCAUCAGUGUUACACCACAUUCACCUGGUGCCAAACACUACCCAGUUCUUGAGGACAAUCUUCAGCAGUUGCAUGAGAUCCAUGAGAGCAUCCAGCACAUGCGUGACCAAACAAUGGCACAAGCCCUGAACAGUCAGGUGUUGGGGCUGGCACAAUGUGCCAGGCUGAGUGCUUCGUGUCCUUCUCUGAACAAUGAGGUUGGGUCAGAUCCUGACCUGGCAUCAGUCAACUCAUCACCUAUUCACUCUAUAGCUCUAGAGAACUUUGUGUCUCCAGCAUAUCUUGGAAAAGGGAAUUCCAAGAAAUGGCUUGUCAGCCGAGCAGAUGGUGAUGUGCAGCGACGUAGGAGUUGGACAGCCCUAGAGGAUCUCAGCAGCAGUGGAGACAAGAGGAAGUCAGACAGACAGCGGAGCAUGAGCUUAAGCAGCCUGGACUCAGAGCAGGAUGAUCCAUUCUUGGAUCAGGUGGACAGUGCAGGCAGCACUAGACUGCUGGUGAUGGACUCUGCCUUGAUGAUGGGGCCGGCCGGAGGUCGACGUGCCACCCGGGGCACGGGCGGCGCUUCAACUCAUUCACUGAAUGAGGCAGACCUGCAGAAUGACUUCAACAAGAUUGUUGCAAAGAGAGAGGCAGAGAGCCUGAGGCUGUUGCCAGCAAGACUUCCCCUGCAGAAGUCAGUGUCAACGCCUUCUAUAAUAGCAGUGCAGGACGCUGCAGGUGACAGUACCACUCCCAUCAUCCCCCCCUGUCAGCGGCCCAGUGGAACAGAAAGCGAGACAGAAGAGGAGGUAUUGGCAGCGGUUCCACCAAAUGUCCAGCUCUCUCUGGAUGAGUUUCUCAAAGAGGUUGCAUAUGAGCGGGAUCCAGGCAAGAGGCGGAAACGGGGCAGCAUUUUCUUUAGGAAGAAAAAGGACAAGGUAAAGAAGGUUCCUCACCAGUGGGUCUCCGCGUGCUACGGGUCGGCUCAUGCUUGUGACUGGUGCUCAAAGCCUCUCACCAACAAACCAGCACUUUAUUGUGAAAACUGUGCAACGACAGUGCAUCAGAACUCCUGCAAGGACCACAUCAUGGACUGUAAUAAACCAAAGUUAUCAAAGAAUGCACCCAGAGGCAAUGUGUUCCCAGUUGCCAUAGCCACUACAAAGCAGACGUCUGCCAAGAGGGGGUCUGCAUCUCAACCAUGCCAUGUGCACAGCGGCAACAGCAGCAGUCAGAUCAUCAGCGAAGAGAAGGAGGGAGAUGGUUCACCCCACGAAGGGACAAAUUUCUCUGAUGAAGGAUCACAGGACAAAUUUGAGUUUCUAGCAGAAGAUCCCAUAACUGCAAAUGACUUGGAGACCGAUCCUUCCCUUGGCUUGCAGGUUGAGGAGCCAGACUCGUGGACCCCAACAGUUGGAAAGGAGGUGGUCAAGAAACUCAAAGAAAAGGAAAUAAAACGUCAGGAACACAUUUACGAGUUCAUCUUGACAGAAAAACACCAUUGUCUCACACUCAGUGUCAUGCAGAAGGUAUUUGUAGAAGGUCUGCAGAAGCACUUCCAGCUAGGCAAGGACUUGGAGAGGAUGUUUCCUCGCCUGACAGACCUGACGGAGAUUCACUUGAGCUUCCUUCAACGUCUGCGUCAGCGACAGAGGUUGGCGCCUGUGGUGGACACACUUAGCGAUGUCCUGCUGGAACAGUUCUCUGGCUGUGGUGCCCAGAAACUCAAGUCGGCAUAUGGAGAAUUCUGCAGCCGGCACAGGGAUGCUGUGGAUAUCUACAAGAGUUACCUGCAUGACCAGCGGUUCUCAGAGUUUAUGAGGCACUGCCAGGCAAACCCACUGCUCAAGAAGAAGGGGAUCCCUGAGUGCAUUCUGUUUGUGACACAGCGCCUCACCAAGUACCCACUGCUCAUUGAACCUCUCAUCAAAACCUCAAAAGACAAUAAGCUGGAGCAGGAAAGGCUCAGCAGGGCCUUAGCACUUGUCAAGGAAAUUCUGGUUGAGGUGGACACCCAAGUGGCAGAGAAGGAGAAGGAGGACAGGAAACUCGAGAUCUACAACAGAAUAGAGGCCAAGUCCUUCACAGUUCACCGUGGGCACAAGUUCAAGAAGUCUGACAUUUUGUCCAAGAAUAGGAGGUUAAGGUUUGAAGGUGUGGCAAUGCUGAUGCAGGGUCGCGGGAAGAUGCAGCUUGUGUUGGUGAUUGUGCUCUCUGAUGUCCUCUUCUUUCUGCUGGAAAAUAACCACAAAUACUCAUUCUUCACGCCAGACAAUAAGGCAGGCGUGGUGUCGCUGCAGAAGCUCCUCGUACGGGAGAAGGCUGGACAGGAGUCGCGGGGUAUUUACCUCAUUUCUUCCAGUCCUGCUGAUCCUGAGAUGUUUGAACUCAAAGUCCACAAACCAAAGGACAAACAAGUGUGGAUACGUGCUAUCAGGUCAGCAGUGCAGACAUGUCAAGAAGAUGAAGAUGAUGCCAUAGUACUUAGUUCUGAAGAGAGACAGAGGCUUCUGGAAGCAAAGCGGGCGCAGAUACGACAGAUUGUUGGCAGCGGUUUUGGAUUUGAAGGGAUCCUGCGUCAGAAGGACCUGGAGCAGGCCCAGAUCCUAGAGGAGAAGAUGGCCCUGCAGCAGAAGCUCCUUGCAGCCGCAGGAGUGGAGAAUGUGUUUGAGUCUCCUAACUACUGCAACCUGGUGACAGAGGACUCUGACAGCUCGGCCAUGUGGCAGGAAGUGCUGUCCGCAGUCCAGGAGGUGAACAACUUGGCAAGCUCGCUCUAUGCUCCAGGAACAAAUCUGUCUCGUAGUGUGAGUUCUGUUGGAGAACAUCAGAGUCAAGCCUACAUUUCACCAACGCUCCCAAAACGUGCAGAGACAUUUGGGGGUUUUGACAAUGCUAAUAAAGACCAGUUACCAGUAGGUGGGGUGAAAGGUGUCUUGAAGAAACACCACCCAAAAGACAACCGUGAUCAGCCUCACUGUUCCGCUUCAACAGUGCCAGAUUCUGAGUCAAAUCUUGGGAACAAAGGAGAAAUUCAGUCUCUGAAACUACCUCUGGACCACUUGCCAUGGCGCAGUGCCAUGAUUUCCACCAUUCCUCCAGGGGUGCUGACUUCAAACCUUUGUGACACAUCAUGUGAGUUGCCAGCAUUGCUGAUGCUGGGCGAGGAGCAGCAGCUGGCCGCAGUGCAGCUCUCGCACUAUGUCUACAAGUUGCUUUCCAUAAUCUCACAACAGAUGACCUCAGUACACAGUCUGCAGGCUCAGCUGUCUGCAUAUAAAUCCCAGCUGACACAGGAGGACGGGCGUGAACGUCGUCCUGUGUAUAGGCACAACCAGCAACUGGAGGAGUUACGUAACCUGCAGGACAGACUCACUCAGGAGAAGGAGGCAUGGCAGCGAGAGAAAGAUUUUGAAGAGAAGUACAUAGAGGAGAAGAAGGCAGAGCUACAGAGGCUGCAGGAACAGAUACGAGCAGAACAAAAUGACAUCACCCAGCAGCGGGAGCAGCUGUAUCGCAAGCUGGAAAUGCUGACAAGUCAGGGUAUCCUGAUCAGCCCCAAUCUUCCCAUGGUGACUGGAGUGCUGCCUCAUGAGGAAAGCCUCAGCAGUCAAGGUAUCCACAUUAGUCAGAGCACAGAUGAUUCAAGCCCUAGUACUGGAGGUGAAUCUACAGUCUCUUCUCCCACCACUACUGUGGAUCCUCGGCGUAAGUCAGAAUCCAAGUGGAAGAGUGGACCCAGCAAGUCCACGUUGCCACUGAAUCUUAUUAGUGCCACCAACCAGCAGAAAGUGGCCCCAAAUGUGCAGGUUAAACAGCAGCUGCCCCUCAAGCUAGCCACUAAACUUGGCUCAUCUGUGACUGGAGGAGUGCAACAGAUGCUUCCCCUCAAGUUGAGUCAGGGAUCUGAUGCCCGUCGGAGCAGUGGUUCAACAAGCACUGGUUAUCAGAGACUUGGCUCUGGCAGCUUUGCCACUCCCAGUCACGUGCGGACUGGCAGCAGCCCUGCCAUGAUGCAGAACUCUGACGCUGGUCCAAGCAGUACUGAGGGUGCUGCUCGUACCAACACGUACCCCAAAGUACCAGACCGAUCGCGAGUCCACAGCCCUGAUUCACAUUCCCAGUCACCCACAGGCCCUGCUCCCCGGGCCCCCGAAGAGGAGGUGAUCUUCUUCUGAUGCAGCACGUGGAUACUGCACUUUAUCUGUUACUUCCACAGGCCUUAUUGGUGUGGACUUGUUACACGGUUGUUGGCAGUAUUUCCUUUUUGUACUGUACUGUUACAUUCUGUACAUAUUUACAAGUUGUCAUUCCCUCCGUGUUAAGGAAAAAAUGUUUUUAUAUAUCAUUUUUUCAAUUUUUUUCAUUUUGUUUGUAACUUUAUUGUGCAUUUCUUAAAGUACAAUGAGUAACUUUCUAUUACAUUGUACUUAAUUUUAAAUUGUUAUAUAGUGUCUUCCUAUAUAAAGUACCUAGUUCAAAGUGAAUUUCUCUCAAUCAUUGUGACAAUAUUAGCGAUGCUGCAUGGCAGUGAGUUAGUAAUUCUUUUCAAUGUACUUGGUAGUAAGGAAGGGGGAGGUGUUUACACUUAAUUUACUAAUGGCCUACUGUGAAUGUCUUUCCAAUUCUGUAGGUAAAAAGUAUUUUUGUAAGAUUUCUAAUUAUUCUUUGAUUGCUAUAAAUACCUAAUUAACUCUGGGCAACAAUAAGUUGGGCUCCUGCUGUUCUGGGAUAUGUGCGCUUCUUGUUGCUCUUUCCUGUCUUAUCUGGUUGCAUGUGAAACUGGACUGAAGCUUCACCAACCUGGUGAACAAUUUGGCCAAUGGCCUCAUCGUCUUGCAACAUUCCUUUUCCCAUAUACUUUGUGGUUUAACGUUUUCUUCAGGGUGUAAUUCUGUUCCAUCCUUUCCACAUGCUCCUAUAUUUUUAAAUUCACUCUUAAUAUUUAAUACCUUAACUUCAUUGUUGACACUUGCUACCAGUCUGUUUUCUGUUAUUGUCUGAACUUCUGAUUCAUCCCAAAAAUAGUUUUGCUCCUGGAGAGGCAUGAUAUGCAUUGCACUGCCCUUGUUUUAUCUGUAGACAUUGAAGUGUCAGGUGAUGAUAUUUUAUUGUGAUGCUGAUGGCAGCCCUAUUGCUAAUGUAUGAUUAAAUUAUUUUACAGAGGAAUGAAUGAGGAGUUCUUAAGUUUCUCCCACUGAAUAUAUUUUCUGGAUACAGGUUUGUGUUUCGAGUGUGAGGGGAUGUGUAGAAAGAAUGUAUUUAUGUUGGAUGUGAAAUGAUUCAUUUCAGUUGAUUUACCUUAGGGGCAUAGAUAUUGUAAGAGCUCUCUCCAUAUCACAGAAUUCCACUUGUUCGUGUAUAUUAUUGUGCAAGUACAGCCAAUGUAAUCGAGGAUUACCCAGACCAGUAGCCAUUUCACCCUUGUCAGUUACCUAGGUGCCUUAUGUUUGUCAUGUGACAGAAGGAUUCAUGAUGAAGUGUAAUACUUUUUUCUUCUUCUCCUUCUUGGCAGAACUCAAUGGCCUGGUUCCUUUCCAGAAACUUCCAUCCCGCUCUGCGAGAUUUGACUUGAUGCAGGAAAGAAGGAUGAAAUUUGGUUGUAUACACUAAGGUAUUUCCUGAUGUGCCCUUAUAGUGAGAGAGUUGUGUUUUCCAUGAAGGAAAGAACUGGCACUGCAUCAGGGUUCCAUGGAUAAACUGAGGGUACCACGCAGAGGAAAUUGAGUUUUAUUCUAUUCAAUAGGCUGUGUUCUGCUCUCUCAUUCACCAUAUAGUUUGCUAAGGAGUGUAAGCACACUUCGGUUUCUGCUGCUUCUACAUUUUUUCAUGUAGUAACAAAACAGCCUACUUGUACCAUUUUCAGUGGGGCAUAUUACAUUUUCUGAUACUGAUAUUGGAAUGUUUGUGUUGCAACAAGGAAUAGCUAAAAAUUCCCAACAGAUAAAUCAACCCAAUAGAUGUCUCUUGAAAGAUGGAUACAUGACCGUAAUAUCUUACUGCUGUACUCGUAAAUCCUAUCAGUAUACAUCUUAAAAUCUGACAUUAAUUUAUAAAGUACGCAGUAUUCCAUUGGUGUGCCCACUGCAUAAGUCUGAAGUGAAGAUGGUAGGCUCUUGUCGUCUACCUACAGAAGUGCUUUGUGUCACUAAAUUCUGAAAGCGGCUUUGUAUUGUGAUGUGCGGGUUUCCACUUUUCCUUCAGAACUAUGACAGGAUUCCAUCCUCACCGUAAUGAUCACUCGACAUUUUCGCAUUCUUUUCCCCUUAUCCUGAUAAUAGCCUUUCUCCAUAAGCUUCUAUACAUAUUUCCUCUUUCUCUGUCUUGCACACACUCAGUUUCUGCUUUUCAACAGGAGAAGUAUUUUGCCUGUCUGAAGGAAAGUUUCAUAUUGUGACUUUGACAUAUAACUUUCCAUGUGGUACAUUGGAAUAGCAGGAUGUACAGAAACAGGUAACAGUUUGGUUUCAUGAGAUGUGCGCAAUCCUGCGUGUCUCACGUAGACUUCUUCCUCCUGCCCCAGAAUAUCUGAAGUCUGGUUUGAAUUGUUUCAUACCACAGUAAUGUUUGCCCUUCAAUGUAGAUCCUGUGGAUGAGCAUGCUUACGCAGGUCCUGUACCCCCUAUAGCUUGGAUGUUGUCGUACGUGUGGAACAUCUCAUGAAACAGAUGUUUUAACAAAUUGUAACUACAGCCAGAAGUAUGGCAAGGCAUGUACUCAACUGUGUUCCCACCAGUAAAUGUAUCCUGCAUCUUAAUCUGGACAUCUUUUGAUUAUGUAGAGAGCAUAUAAAGAAUAAUUGUAAUUUGAAAUUUAAUAUCUUAUAGAAAUUAGGUAAGGGCCAUUCUCUGUUCAGUAGUUUGCAGUCUCCUCUACAACAUUUUAUAGUUGAAGAGAAUAUGUUUCUUUCCCAAAUACAGUGCAUGUUGACUAGACAGACUGUUUAAGCUGAUGGUCUAUAAUAGGUGUAGCUGGAUUCGUUACCUUCAAGACACAUUAUUGCUCUAGAAUAGACAACAUCCAAGUUAUACGUUACUGGUUCGCAAGUAAUGAAAAUAACACUUUGGCCAAUUGAGGCAAUAACUUGUGUUCUCUGUAAUAAAGACUGUUCAAUUCAUUACAAAGUUACCAGGCUAUUUCAUCUGAAGUUGUUACACUUCAUAGUCAGGGAAGUGUUCUUACUUGUGUAUAGUGACUUGUAAAUAAACACACAAAUUUAAUGAUUAUGUGUGUUUAACCAUGGGAAAACUUCCAGAAACUGUUUCCAUUAUAUCUCAGAUUUACCCAUGUAUAUAUGUGAUCAGAUGAUGGCAUCUUAAAUUAUUUACAUGUCAAACAUCACACUUUGGUUCAUGAUUAUGUAUGCGUCUCAAUGCUUCUAUUGUCAGUUCAUAUUUCCAUCUCAUAUUUGCAUUGAGCAAUUCAAUAUUUAGAUUUUUGCACUUGAUAUUGCAAAACGCAUGUAUGUGCACUCACUGAGAUUCCAACACAUGCCACACUUUGGGAUUUUUUGUUUGUGUCAGCAUUGAUGUCGCUUUGCAUGUACGUUGAAUUUCAGAUCAUAAUUUUAUUGAGAAGUGCCUUAAAAUGUGUGACAGACGGAUACUUAUGAUGUUUUAAGUUUCAUUGCAAUGUGUGUACCACUUGCCUGGUAUCUGGGUCACAUGUACUGUAUGGGAUCUCUAUCACUAAUAAUCAUCCCAGCUCUCGUUGUACUUUGCAACUUCUGUGGUUGAUAAGGCAUCACUUAUCCUGUAUAGUGUGUAGCCACAGUCUAAAACAAAAGAAUAUGUGAUUAAUAGUUCCCGAAACUCAGGAGUACUGUAUGUAAUCAUUUGAACUCCAAAUACAAUUCAUUGUUGUGAA